Molecule: messenger RNA, 1194 nt
Organism: Mytilus trossulus (common blue mussel)
Lineage: Eukaryota; Metazoa; Mollusca; Bivalvia; Mytilida; Mytilidae
Exons: 1
Coding region: 1-1194 (397 amino acids)
Source: RefSeq, a predicted model, not a curated record
AUGAUUGCCGUACCGUUGCAGAACAAUAUUCGCCACAUCAACAGAGGACUGAAUUAUUUACGGGGACUUAAGUUAGCACAUCCGGUAACACAGGAAGAAUCUUUUGAAAUAUCGUUAUUGAUCGGAGCUGACUACUACUGGGACUUAGUCGAGCAUGAAGUCAUACGGGGAAAUGGUCCAACCGCCGUGAGGUCAAAGUUAGGUUUUUUACUUUCCGGUCCAGUAAGCGACAAGAGGGAUAACUCAUUGAUGGGUACUAGCAUUUUUAAUAUUCUUAUUUCUCAUAAAACGGAAGAGCAUGAUAUAGAAACAUUUUGGAGAUUGGAAUCGAUUGGUAUUAACUCAAAGGAAACAGACGAAGACGAUACAGACUUUUUGGAAACAUAUCAAGACACUUCGAUUGACCUCAGAGGUAAUAAAUACUUUGCAAAGUUGCCAUGGAAACAGGAACAUGACGAACUACCAUCAAACUAUACAGUCACAAGAAGAAGAACAGAGAAUUUUAUUAAGAAACUUAGUCAAGAUCCUAAACUACUAAAGAAGUAUGGAGAUAUAAUCGCCGAACAGGAACGCAGAGGAUUUGUUGAGACAGUAGAUGAAAAUGAACAAAAAGGCGGGAAAAUUCAUUACAUUCCACACCACCCUAUACACAAGGAAUCUAGCACAACUCCUAUACGAAUAGUAUACGACUGCAGUUGUCGUCAAUCACCAAGUCAUCCAAGUCUAAAUGAUUGUCUUAUGGACACACCACCAAAAUUAAAUGAUUUGACAAAACUCCUAGUACAGUUUAGAGCCAACCAGUUUGCUACAUGUACUGAUAUUGAGAAAGCUUUCUUACAUGUUGGAUUGAGCGAAGAAGAUAGAGAUUUUACCCAAUUUUUAUGGCUUAGUGACCCUACAAAUCCAGGAAGUCAGCUGAAAACGUACAGGUUCAAAGCAGUGUUAUUUGGAGCGACGUCUUCGCCCUUUAUACUCAACGCCACAAUACAGAAACAUUUGAAACAAUUCGGAAACAGUGAAACAGCUAAAAUUCUAGAAAGAGAUAUUUACGUUGAUAAUAUAUUGUCUAGUAUGAACAAAGAGGAAGAUUUACUUACGUAUUUUAAAGAAGCAAGAAGCUUGAUGGCUGGAGCUGGAUUCAACUUGAGAUCAUGGAGUUCAAACAGUGCUAUUAAAAUUGCUAGAAUUAGCUAA